Messenger RNA from Pyricularia grisea, 462 nucleotides. RefSeq lists its product as uncharacterized. The record is from RefSeq and is a predicted model, not a curated record. NCBI's taxonomy places the organism in Eukaryota, Fungi, Ascomycota, Sordariomycetes, Magnaporthales, Pyriculariaceae. The coding region runs from base 1 to 462 and encodes 153 amino acids. The transcript has a single exon.
AUGCGUCUCGACACUGUUUUUAUCAUCGCUACCGUCUUAGCUUUCGGGCCGGGCAAUGCCAUUGCAGAGGUGCGAAUAUGCUCACUCGCACUUGGGAAAAUAAUUAAUGGGGAGGUAACGGAGUAUCUGGAGGACACCUUGCAACAUCUCCCAGGCCCAGCAGGAAAUGUUGUUUUGGAGUAUGAAGACUUUUCCAUCCAGCUGUCACUCACCAAGAAUUGCUGGCCAAAGUUGAAGCGCGGUAGCGUUGUACCGAAGGGGUACAGUUUACAUGUGUACUCACCCACCAUUGAGGGACACGCAGCUACAUCAGCGGUCCUCGAGGAUGACGAUCGUCUCAUGCUCCCGGGCUUCGACCCACUUAAAAUGCGCGUACAGUUUUAUGAGUGGCUCGUUGGAUUGUCAUGGAAACCCUUAAACAAAAGGCCCUUAGCACACGAACCAAAACCUUUAACCAAAUGA